AUGAAGCGAUCAACUUCUUCAUCAUCAAAGGAAUCUUCUUACGCAAACGAUGAUCCAAUCAUAUUCGGAGUUGGUGAGAGCACCAGUUAUCAAAUUUUAAAGGAAUCCAAUUCAACACAUUUGAUCAUCGAUCCAAGCAAGUAUUCAAAGUAUAAAGUUAUUAGUAUUAGUUGUGGUGGUGAUUUUUUGUUUUUAUUAUUACAAGAUAAAGUAACUUUGCAAAAUCGAUUAUUCUCUGCAGGUUAUAAUGGCACUGGAGAACAAGGAGUACCAACUAAUAGUGGUAGUAGUUGUGAAUUACGUGAUAUUACUGAUCCAAUAAUAGAACAUAUUAAAAGAAAGAACAUUAAAAUAUUACAAGCACAAUGUGGAUGGAAUCAUAGUAUGAUUCUCGUUGAAUAUGAUACUGAUGAUAAUAGUAUUGACAGUAAUAUUGAUAAUAUUUAUAAUAAUAGAGAAUUAGCUCUCCUUGGAUCUGGAUUUAAUAAUCAUGGACAAUUGGGUGUUGGUAAUGCAUCAUCUACAAAUACAUUUGUGAAAGCAAAUACAGAUCAUAUUCCUUUAAAUCAAAUUGAAAGAUUAAUUUCUAGAUUUAAUACUUGUGCUAUUAUUACCAAAGAUAGAAAUUUAUAUGCUGCAGGUAAUAAUUCAAGUGGUGAAUUAGGUAAACCAAAUGAAUUAUUAUACAAAUUUGAAUUAAUAUUUAACAAGGUAAUGGAUGCAGAUUUUUCAUAUUCUCAUUCAGUGAUAAUAGAUAUGGAAGGACAAGUAUGGACUGCAGGAAGAAAUGACAAUGGUAAAUUGGGUAGAUCAGAUUCUAAUUUAAUGGUAUUUACCAAAGUUGAUUUUCCUGAAAAGGCAAUUAAAGUAUCACUAGGCAUACAUCAUACAAUGGUAUUAACAGAGUUAGGAAAUGUAUAUGGUGCAGGAUAUAAUGAAAAUGGUGAAUUAGGUAUAAAUACCAAUCAAGCAUCGCCAGUAUUUAAAUUGGUUGAAUCCAAUAACUUGAAAUUUAAAGAUAUUUCAUGUGGAUUUUAUUUUACAAGCUUUUUAACUAGAAGUAAUCAAGUUAUGAUAUGUGGAUCUAAAUGGAAAAUUGUUGGAGACAAUAAGAAAAUUCCACAACCAUUACAUUGUGAUGAUAAUUUAUUUAAUCUGGUUAAUUCUAUUUAUGCAGGUGGCUACUUUUUAAUUGCUUUUAAAAAAGAUGAAAACGAAACCAAACAACUCAAAGAAAUGUUUAAAAAGUUAAAAUUAAUAAUUAAUAAUUCAACUUUAUCAGAUGUUCUAAUUAAAUAA
Naegleria gruberi is the source of this 1299-nucleotide messenger RNA. RefSeq lists its product as uncharacterized. The transcript has 3 exons. Bases 1 to 1299 code for a protein of 432 amino acids. Lineage: Eukaryota; Heterolobosea; Eutetramitea; Acrasida; Naegleriidae. The record is from RefSeq and is a predicted model, not a curated record.